AUGGACCUUUCAUAUCUUCAUGUCUUUAUAGGAAGUUUGAAAUCUCCCCCACUAUAUUUCUCUCUUCUCAUUAUCCACAGCAACAAACAGGAAAAAGGAAAAGAGAUGAACACUCUCAAGGCCACUCAAACCUCCUUCCCUCCCAAAAAUCCUUCCUUUCUCUGCCCAAGAAAACUCCCCAAGAGGAAGACAUCCACCAUCUCCUUCUGCAGCAACUCCUCCAGCGGAGCGGAAUCCGAGCCUUCCCCACCCGAGGAAGGAGGAGACAAGAGCAAGCAAGAACUGCUUGCAAAAAUCGCAAUGCUUCAGACACAAAAGGUCCGGCUGACCGAUUACUUAGACGAGCGGUCCGCCUACCUCACUCAAUUUGCUGAAGACGCCAAUGCCGAGUUCGAUGCCAUUGGAGAAGAUGCUCUCAAAGGGCUCGACGACGCCGAAGCUCGGAUAAUGGGGAAUAUAGAGAGUCGGAUGCAGGCUUUUGAAGAAAAGUCAGAAUCAAGUAAACAGGAAAUAGAGAAGAGCGAGCAGAAGGUAGUGGACUUUGAAGAUCAGAUGGAGAACGACCAGAAUGAAGGCCUCUUCUUCAAGAACCUGGGGCAGAGAAAGCCUCAAGAACGCGUAGAGGCUCAGGAAGAAAUGCAGAAGCUAAGAGUCACUAAAGAGAAUGCGGGGUCAAAAAUCCGGAGAAACAUUUACCUGGCACUGAUUUGCUUGCUGGCUGCCACAAUUGUCAAUGCCAUUAUCUCUUCACCCGAGUUGGAGUGGCAGAAAAUCACAGCUUUGGGGGUAAUAUUGGUGGCCUUGCUAGCUCAGUUCUUCUACGAACAGAUGAUGUAUUCAACAACUGAAAAGACAGAAAAGGACGAAUGACAAGCAGAAGAGGAUAAAAAGAAAAACUCUCUUUCCUUCUUUUUUUUUCUUUUUUUCUUUUUUGCUAGAAUGAUUUUGAGUCUCAUCAGACUGUAAAUAUUUUGAAGUGAAGCACUCUUUGUGAAGAUGGUGGAUGAACAUAGCAUGAUAGAAUAAACCCAAGAGAGUUCUUGCA
Molecule: messenger RNA, 1045 nt
Organism: Magnolia sinica
Lineage: Eukaryota; Viridiplantae; Streptophyta; Magnoliopsida; Magnoliales; Magnoliaceae
Exons: 2
Coding region: 1-870 (289 amino acids)
Cellular component (GO): chloroplast
Source: RefSeq, a predicted model, not a curated record